AUGCACCCUAAGGCUACCCCACCGUCAGGAGCAAUUGUUCGCGACUUAUCUCCAGAUUUCUCCUCACUUUUGCCUGAAGAACUUGACCAACUCGAGCUCGUUCUUAAAAAGCAAGUUUCGAUCGAACGCGAACAAACACAGCUUUUGGCUGGCCUUCGUCGUACUAUGAGACAUCUUCAAAAAACAAUUGAAAAUGAUCAACAACGACCGCGUACACUUUCGUCACCAGUGCAACCGCAUCAACUCGUAUUGACAUCAUCAGAUAUUGUUCAAUGUUACAUUUGUUUUUCUACUAUUGAAACACUUUCAAACAUUUCCAGUUUGUCGCCACCUGUUCUGUGCACUGAUUGCCAUCGGCCUGUCUGUCGUCGAUGUGGAAAUUAUACGUCGCCAGAAUUCGUUCAGCCGUUAUAUGGAAGUCGUUCAGAAAAUUCAACACAUGCUUCCAAAUGGCGUUGUCGUAUGUGUAUUGUACGUCGUGAAGUUGUCCGGAAAUCUGGUACGUGUUUGAAUGUGAAAGAAAAAGGUCGAGAUUGCUCGAGAAAUCAAAACAUUAUGUACAAAUCAGUGACGAGUUUUAAUGAAGCAAGAAAUUGA
Adineta ricciae is the source of this 597-nucleotide messenger RNA. The record is from the annotation of a GenBank genome assembly. NCBI's taxonomy places the organism in Eukaryota, Metazoa, Rotifera, Eurotatoria, Adinetida, Adinetidae.